Molecule: messenger RNA, 2261 nt
Organism: Melitaea cinxia (Glanville fritillary)
Lineage: Eukaryota; Metazoa; Arthropoda; Insecta; Lepidoptera; Nymphalidae
Product: zinc finger protein 432-like
Exons: 15
Coding region: 168-2174 (668 amino acids)
Biological process (GO): regulation of transcription by RNA polymerase II
Cellular component (GO): nucleus
Molecular function (GO): RNA polymerase II transcription regulatory region sequence-specific DNA binding; DNA-binding transcription factor activity, RNA polymerase II-specific; zinc ion binding
Source: RefSeq, a predicted model, not a curated record
ACAUCCUUAUCUCUAAUCAAUGUUAUUAUUUUGGUACCUACCUAUUGGAAAAUAAAAACGUUUCGAUGUUUUUAUAAAAGAAAAUCAUAAAUAAAAUAUUUAGUCUUAUUUUCUAAGUUAAAAUUAAGUUACUAUUGUAUAUAAGAAAGUUAAUACAGUUAUGAAUAAUGGCAGAUUUAAAAAUAUGCAGGAUAUGCUUACGAACCGAAUCAAAGGUUUAUAAUUAUGAUCAGUAUCAAUUAAAAUCUUAUUACGAAGAAGUUUUAGCUUUAAAAGUAAAUGAAUUUGAUAAUCUACCUCAUUAUUUCUGCUUUGAAUGCGCUAUGCAGUUGCACAAAUUCCACAAGUUUAAAGAAAAGAGUUAUUGCGGACAAAAAAUAUUAAGAGAUAUGUUAAGGAAAGGCCCGAUCACUUAUGAAUCAAUUUAUAAAAUAAACAGAGCAGAUCUGAACCUAGAAUCUCCAUUACGAAGAGUCACAUUUACAAUUAUUAAACCAUUUACCACAAACAAUAUAAAAGAAGAAUUAAAAAAUGACAAUAGAAUAGAAAACGUAAAAUUCGUAAAUGAAGAUUAUUUUAUUGAAGAUGUUGACGAUAUAAUCGAUCCAAAGACGGAGACCAGUCCGAAUAUAAAAAAUGUAAAAUGUGAACCAAGAUUAGCAAAUAUAUCGUUGGAAAUUGUUGAUGAUUCUUAUAGCGUUGAGGAUCAUUAUGACGUUGAACCCGUCGAUACAGUAAUAGAAAAUGACGUACAUACAGAUAUACAGACCGAUAUCAUUGGUAAAGCUAAAGAUUUUAAGACGAAGGAUAAAUUUAAGAGGAUUAAUUUAAUGGACCGUAACAAUUGGAAGAGAAUUGAUUUGACUGAAGAGCAAGCUGUGCAGGAACACCGAGCGAAAGCAGAUGAUGAGAAAUAUAAAUCUGCCGCGUUCAAAUGUUCAGAUUGUUUCAAAGGGUUCUCUAAAGAGGAAAUGUUGAAGAGACAUAAUAAAUUGAGACAUGGAGAGUCGAUCGGGCAGUUCGAGUGCCGCUUCUGCCGAACCCGUUUCCGCUGGAAGUGCGACCUGCGCAAGCACCUGCGCGCGCACUACACGCGCUACCUGUGCCUGCGCUGCCGCCUCGUGUGCCCCGUCGAAAAUACAGCAAUCCUCCAUGAGCAGUAUCAUAGUGGUGUCGUCAGAAAAUGUGAAUACUGCAAUGAAGAAUUUAGGCAUUCCUCAACUUACUACACACACUUGCGCACGCACAGAAGUGAGUAUGUGUGCACUCUAUGUGGUUCGUCGUUUGUAAGUGAAGCGGGUCUACACCAGCACAAACGCAUCAAACACUGCACAAAUGAUAUUGAGAGUCCGGAUGACGAUGAAGACGUGAACACGUUUUGUUCGCGCUGCGAUAUCCGCUUCGAGACGAGGAAGGCGUAUGAGGAACAUCUGUUUCACUCCGCGCUACAUGCCGAAGUUGUUGUAGAAGGUAUACAGAUAGAUAAUCAACCACGGAAGAUAUUGGGGAAGAAAAUGCAAGACAAGAUUACAAGUCUAUUGAAAUCGCGAAAGUUCGAGAAGGUGCCAAUCAAACCAGAAAUUAGAAGAAACAAGAAGAUUAGAAGAAAAAAGACUAAACCUACAACAUGUCACCAAUGUGGCAAACAUUUCGAUACUCAAGCCGCCUGUCUAAAACAUCACCUAGCAGAGCAUCCCGGUACUUCCUUCUGUCCGCCCAACGAGAGGCACAUCUGUGAGAUCUGCGGAGCUUCGUUAGCGCCGGGCAGCGUGGCGGUUCAUCAAAACCUCCACACGCGCGAAAAAGUGCACGCGUGCGACACGUGCGGCCGCCAGUUCCUCUCCAACAUCGGCCUCAAGCGACACAUGCUGACUCAUACGGGAGAAAAACCGUUCGCCUGUUCGUUAUGCGACAAAAGAUUCACGCAGAGCAACAGUAUGAAGCUCCACUACAGGACGUUUCAUUUGAAACAGCCUUAUCCCAAAAGAAAUAGAAGAAAAAAGAUAGAAGAUAAAAAGCUUACAUCUGAAGAGUGUAGCGAUGGAAGUAACACGCCAAAGAAAGUUCUAGAACAGAAGACAGAAGCAGUAGUUAGUGAACAAGUGAACGCCGAGUCGAUUGUAAUCGCUCAGAACGAAAUUGAUUACUUGACACUUGGCUACCAGAAGUAUUAACUCUAAGAUAAGAACUAUACCAUUGUAAAUUCAAAACUCUCUAUAAUUCCAAGUAAUUGUGUAUUGAAAUAUUAAACAAAAUGUUUA